ACAGCAGAUUCGUGUUUUCCCUCUAACCAGUUGUUUACAUUAAAAGCGACUGUAAGUCGGUUCAGGCUUAACAAACGAAGUUUAACGUUCUUUGUAGUAUCUCAUGAAGACGUACUUACUGCUUAACACUUCAAAGGCAACUUGUUUGUCUUUUCAAAUAAACUAGGUAGCUACUCGCUCCUGUAGGGUGUUUGGAGCUAGCUAGCUUACUAUCGCUAGCUAGCUAGAAUAACUAAGUAAACGGCAUCGUUGACUAGAAACAGCAUAAAUCUAGGGACGGUGUUAAUGCCACGCCAUGUCUGGCAUAGCCCUCAGUAGAUUGUCGCAGGAGCGCAAAGCUUGGAGAAAAGACCAUCCAUUUGGAUUUGUUGCUGUGCCAACCAAGAACCCUGAUGGCACCAUGAAUCUGAUGAACUGGGAAUGUGCCAUCCCUGGGAAGAAAGGGACGUUGUGGGAGGGAGGUCUGUACAAGCUUCGCAUGCUCUUUAAGGAUGAUUACCCUUCUUCACCACCCAAAUGUAAGUUUGAGCCACCGAUCUUCCAUCCCAACGUGUACCCCUCAGGCACUGUGUGUCUGUCCAUCCUGGAGGAGGAAAAGGACUGGAGGCCAGCCAUUACAAUUAAACAGAUCUUGCUAGGCAUUCAGGAGCUGCUGAAUGAACCCAACAUCCAAGAUCCAGCACAGGCAGAGGCCUACACAAUAUACUGUCAGAACAGAAUGGACUAUGAAAAGCGUGUGAGGGCACAAGCCAAGAAGUUUGCUCCCACUUAAGAUGACACUGAACAGCCACUGAGGAGUUUCUGGCCUGAGAAGGGAGGAGGCACUAAACACCAACCCAUUUCUAAGGGUGGGAGGGUGUGUAAAUAUAUAAAUAUGACAACUUUUGUAUUAUUAUUAUUAUUAUUAGUUGAUGUUGUGUGUUGUCAUGGUAGCCAUGUUUUGACAAUGUGUGGUGUAAUAAAAUCAAAUCAACCAACAACAGAAAAAAAUAAACAAACCAACAAAAUGAACAGUGGAGGAAAUUUGAACUUUUUGCUUUUGUUCACAACUUGAUGUUUUUGUUAACUGAAUGUAAAAUAAAUAAAAUUAAAGUAUUCCAAA
Alosa alosa (allis shad) is the source of this 1102-nucleotide messenger RNA. Its product is annotated as SUMO-conjugating enzyme UBC9-like. Gene Ontology annotation, molecular function: SUMO conjugating enzyme activity. NCBI's taxonomy places the organism in Eukaryota, Metazoa, Chordata, Actinopteri, Clupeiformes, Clupeidae. The transcript has 7 exons. Gene Ontology annotation, biological process: protein sumoylation. Gene Ontology annotation, cellular component: nucleus. The record is from RefSeq and is a predicted model, not a curated record. The coding region runs from base 296 to 772 and encodes 158 amino acids.